Molecule: messenger RNA, 4987 nt
Organism: Suillus plorans
Lineage: Eukaryota; Fungi; Basidiomycota; Agaricomycetes; Boletales; Suillaceae
Product: glycosyltransferase family 1 protein
Exons: 17
Coding region: 74-4525 (1483 amino acids)
Biological process (GO): carbohydrate metabolic process
Molecular function (GO): hexosyltransferase activity; UDP-glycosyltransferase activity
Source: RefSeq, a predicted model, not a curated record
CGCCAAGUCUGGCGCUGAUAUCUACGUUCGGCUCACUUCACUAUCUUGCCUUGAGCAGAGCCAGCCAGCCAGCAUGUCCAAAUCGCCCCCUUGGAAGCCCCUUGCUCGUAAUACAGCAGUACCAAGUCCUCAGGAAAGUGAAUUUUCGCCCCAAGAUCCCCGUUUGCCAGACCAGGUUGAACAAGACGAGGACUCUUCAUCAUCUCCACAAAGUCGCGCGAAACGUCUGGCGCUCAGAACCAAGGAUUUUGGAAAGAGUAUCGGUAGUAUAGCUCAGUCACCAAGUUCGCCUAAAUACGGCGGAGAGCACAGGCGUGUGUUCAGUCUGAGUCGCAAAAGCAAGGCCAAAGAGCAGUCGGAUCAAACUGAAGCCAUUGUGUCUAGUAACUUGCAAAUGCCUAAACUGGUACUUUCCAAUGGAAACACCGACACAGAAGCCCAAUUGUCAAAUGCUAUACAGGAUGACUCGCCUUUUAUCAGGCCUCGUUCACCCUCUCCACUCCGUAAUAGGCCCUCAUUGCAGGCGUUCCGAGGGACAGGCUCUAUGCGUGCUGGAACUCAAACUCUGAUUCAAGCUCUACAAGCUAUUCCAUGGGCAGAUGUUUCUGAUCAGGACGAUGACCAUACUAACAUCAUAACGCCACACGGUGACGAGGAUAGCGAUGAAGAUUCCGGAGCAUUGCCUAUGGCUUCUUCUAUUCACGCUAUUUAUCGUCCUGUUGCGCGUUCGAGGAGAACGGAAGCAUCCUUAUCAUCACGCACUGCGUUGCCAUUGCCAGAGGAAGAACAUGAGUCAUCCGACGGAGAUUUGGACGUCACUGGUCUCUCCGAAGAGGAUGCCGAUGCCGAGGACUUUGAAGCUACCACUCCGCGCCCCGCAGAUUUACCAAAACCAGAACAUGUUAUGCCGGAGUUGUCGACGGUCUUCCGACCUGGGGUGCAUAUGAGACGUAGGACUAGCUAUGCUGGGAGUAUCACAACCGUCAAAGUCGGGAGGAGGGCGCGCCUAGCCGAGAAGUUAAAGGAGAUAUUUGAAUUGAAUGCCAUCGACGAAGUUCUAGCCGAAAUGCCUUGCUGGUUGCUUCGGUCUGUCUUAUUACAGGGAUAUAUGUACCUCACGAACUCUCAUUUGUGCUUCUUUGCGCAUAUGCCCACCCGAGAGGAUCAAAUACUCAAGUCAGGGACACUCAGCAAGAGGGCUAACCAUACUAAGCGGUGGACAAAGCACUGGUUCGUGCUCAAGAACGAUGCCCUCUCUUGGUAUCACUCUUCUUCGGACCCCUAUUUCAUAAAUGGUAUAGUGGACCUUCGUUAUGCGAUAUCUUGUGAUCCAUCCGGAGAGAAGGAGAUACGUCUCCGAACCAACCAGAAGACUGUUCUCAUGUCAGCCGACUCAGUUCCUAGUCGGGAAGAAUGGGUAAAGGCCAUAAAGAAAGUCAUCUUCAAGGCCCAAAAUAUGGGUGACACUAUCGCAAUCCCUUACGCGUCUGUCCUUGAUGUCGAGAAGUCAUCAGCGAUAGACUUCAGCGAGACCAUCGAGGUCAAAGUGUUUGACAAAGAGCAGGAGCAUUAUACAGUGGACUCGUAUUUCUUCGCUUACUUCCAGAACUUGCCGGUCGCGUUGGAACAUAUUCGCGAUGCUGUGCGUUCACAUCGUUCAUCGGUCACCAGGUCGCCUCUGGCGGUCUUGGACACCACCUCCACCCGCCCGCCUUCCGCCACUCAUGGUAUGGAUCGUGCUAAGAGCCUUCCAACACCAGACACGCGUUUUGGCUCUUCUUUCAGACUAUCGUCUCUCCUGCGACCAUUCCACGACUCGCUUCCCGCAUCUUUGGGGCGCAUGAACAGUUCAUCAGGGGCUCCCGAACCUACCGAAGCGCCUGAUGACUACACUCACAUAACUAAGAGCUCCGGUUCUUCACUGGUGCCCAUCACAACUUCGCCUAAUUCGAUAUCUUCCCCAGACUCAAAUAGGGCGCUUCAUGCCCUUUCCAAAGCAUACACAAUUGCUACUCCUACGGACCACACUUAUCCUCCUUCCACGUCUGUGAGUGAUCUGGCUCCUAGUCCAUCCACGAAGUCCGUCCCAUCAAGUGUUCCAUGGAACGUGGGGGUACCCUCUUGGCUCAAGGUCCCCCGUGGCCGCCUCGGCACCUCUACCUCGAAUGCGUCUUCGCUUAGUGCCUCUCCCAGUGGAGGCAGCAUAAGUGAAGUAUAUUCUGUACCAUCAAAUGCAGAAUCAGCAGCCCGGCGGAGCUCCGGAAGUGCCCAAGGUGAUCUUGGAUACAGUGUCCUUGAGACACCAGAAGCUUCCGUCGAUCCGGAAGCUACUGAGAAAUUCAGGAUUGCAUUUGCCUUUGACGAGAAGGAGAUCUUGUUGGGCUAUUUCACUGGAUAUAUAUUCCGUCUUUUACCAGUACCUGGCCGGCUGUAUGUCUCGAUCAACUAUUUCUGUUUCAAGUCGACUGGCCCUCUUUCUUCCAAGACUCGGAUGAUUCUUCCUAUUCGAGAUAUCUUGAGUGUCGAGAAGACCAAGGGUACUCGGUUCGGCCACUACGGUCUCACAGUUGUUAUCAAAGGCCAUGAGGAACUCUUUUUUGAAUUUGGCUUCGAUGACCGCCGAAAAGCAUUCGUCGGUAUUCUGGAACAGCAAAUGGAAGAGGCCAGGAAGCGCGGGAGUGCGGGAGAUGUCCCGGUUCUCAGUCAGGGGAAAAAGGAUGCACUCAUCUUGGAGGAGUUCGAGCCUGACAAUCCCUCAGACUCAGAUCCCGCCCUUCCACCCGAAAGCAUGUCUGAAUCACUCCCAGCAGUCAUGUUCACCUCUUCCUCGUCGACAUUCCUGACGUUCAAGCCCAAGGAAUCCUUACAUUUCACCUUCCUGACGAUCGGCUCGAGAGGAGAUGUACAACCUUACAUAUCUCUGGCGAAAGGCCUCAUGGAAGAUGGUCAUCGAGUCAAAAUUGCAACACAUGGCGAAUUUCGUGAAUGGAUAGAAGCUUAUGGAAUUGAGUUCGGCUAUGUUGGUGGAGAUCCAGCAGAACUUAUGCGCAUCUGUGUCGAGAAUGGCACAUUUACUGUGGCAUUCCUCAAGGAAGGCAUGUCAAAGUUCCGUGGGUGGAUUGAUGACCUUUUGAAGACUGCAUGGGAAGCAUGUCAAGGCACAGACAUCCUAAUUGAAAGUCCCAGUGCCAUGGCCGGAAUUCACAUUGCAGAGGCACUCAAGAUACCCUAUUUUAGAGCUUUCACGAUGACUUGGACACGUACCAGGGCAUACCCACAUGCCUUCGCUGUUCCAGAACACAAGAUGGGUGGUGGGUAUAACUAUAUGACUUACGUUAUGUUCGAUCAAGUAUUUUGGCGUGCUAUCUCAGGCCAAGUAAACCGUUGGCGACGUAAUACUCUGCAUAUAGGCAAUACCAGCCUUGAUCGUAUGCAGAUUCACAAGAUACCUUUUCUAUAUAAUUUCAGUCCUACGCUUGUGCCCCCUCCUUUAGAUUGGCCUGAGUGGAUCCGCAUCACUGGUUAUUGGUUCCUCGACGAUGCAGAAGUGGGUGCCAAAAAAUGGACCCCACCACCCGAUCUCCUGCUGUUUAUCGAUUCAGCUCAUGAAGCUGGAAAGAAAGUCGUCUAUAUUGGCUUUGGCAGCAUCGUUGUCUCAGACCCGGUGGCAAUGACCCAUUGCGUGAUAGAGGCUGUUUUACGGAGUGGUGUAUAUGCAAUUCUCUCCAAGGGCUGGUCCGAUCGAUUGCAUACGAAGUCUUCGGAAGCAUCCGAACCUGAGGAAUCAUUACCCAAACAGAUUUAUCCGAUUAAUUCCAUCCCUCAUGAUUGGUUGUUCCAGCGCAUUGAUGCUGCAUGUCAUCACGGUGGUGCUGGAACUACUGGCGCAAGUUUAAGGGGUCCGUAUGCUAUUAAUUUUUGUGGCCGGUCUGAUGCAUUUCCUGUAGCUGGCAUACCAACCAUCGUCAAACCUUUCUUUGGAGAUCAGUUUUUCUCCGCUGAUCGCGUUGAAGCCCUUGGCAUAGGAACGGGUGUCCGCAAGUUGACUGCGGAGAGCUUGACUGAGGCGCUUGUCUCUGCGACUACAGACGUCAGACAAAUUGAGAGGGCGAAACUAGUUGGAGAACAAAUACGCGCUGAGAAUGGUGUUGCGACUGCAAUCGAGGCCAUCUACCGUGAUCUUGAAUAUGCUCGUUCAUUGAUCAAACGGGACCCCAAUGAAUCAGAGGCUGCACAUGAUGUCGAAGGCGCCGUCCGCAAUGAGCAGAAUAUCGUGCCCUCGCAAUCUACUCUGGAGCGUUCCGGUUCUGGUUCCCGGACUUCCGUAGAUUCACGCCGAGUCAGCGAAGACUGGAGUGUAAUUUCUGAUGGCGACGACAAGCACCCCCCCGGUUCAGGCAAAGUGGGCGAUGGCAAGCUCGACCGGUCCUCAACCUUCAAACGUAGCAGUCUUGCGGCUGCUGUUAUGUCUGUGCUACCGGAUGCACUCACCCCACAUCGCCAAUUCACAGGGCCACAACCUUAAGUUGACUGUAAUUUAUCUAGUUUACUGUAUUACUCGUCUCAUUGUACAACGCACAUUUCUCGGUCAUUCGGGCUGUUAAAUACUUAGAUAUAAUACGUGGAUCAUAUUACCCUGGCUUCUUCAUAGUGUUCCUCCAGCACCUUCUUGCUAAAUGACCCGAAGGUAUCACUUUCAGAGAUACGUUGGUGGGUAUCGGGCUGCAUGAAGAGAGCAAACGUCUCUCGCGAUAUCUUUGCUCCAACUUGUGUUUGCCCAACCCGCACACAAUGAGGUGUCGCCCGUAACUUUCCAGCAGUGACUAGCUCCAGGGCCUCGCCGGUUUGGAAGGCAAGGCAGUCUGGAGGAAUUGAAACCUUUGUCAGAUCUCCACCUCGGGUUCUGAUAUACAAGCCGGACGUCGGAGAAGGUGAAGGAACAAUAGUAGGCUCCAAUCCUGCUUCUUCACGAAGGAAUAUAGCCUAA